CCGAUCUGCUCUCGAUCCCUUUACCACUCUGUUACUUCACGAGCUAGACCAGAAAGUUCAUCCGGCUACUAAUCUUAGCACCAAUUACUUCGGUGCGGAUCCAGAUAUGACGUCCCAGCGAUGCAUCAUCAAGCAUGCGAAGAAGCGCAGAUCCAACAUCCCCCGCCGGAAAAGGGUUCCCGCCUUUCCAAUCAUCAGUGUUCCUUUGAGUGGCUACUUUCUUUCCGAGGAGGCGGAAUCCUCCUCAUCAUGCAUCAACAGCGAGAUUUCCAACGACAUAAGUGUCGAAUUCAAGGGACAUCCGAAGAGACCAAGAUCAUUCCGCAAAAUUCGACUGAAUAAAUCGAUCGGAAGCUUCCAAGGGGAUUCUUCAAGUGAUCAAUUCGGACAUAUCGCCAGAUUUUACACGAGGCGUAAGAAUGAAACGCAAUCGCCGGGAUUCGCGGGAAGCUUUGGUCGAGUUGUGGCUCAAUUUUCCGAUUCAGCAACAGCAACCAAAAGAUCGAAACAAACCGAGAGCGACGGAAACGCGAUCACAAUGUCUGGAGUAUCUGAAAUAUCUACAACACUUCCUGGCGAUAAUCUAAAGAAUAGAAAGAAUUCCAGUAAGUCAAUAACAAAGGUUUCGGAUGCCUCAGAAUCAUCUUGCCUCCAACCUGUAGUUUCAGAUGCCAAUACCAGGGUUAUCCUUGGCACUAGCACGGCCGAGGCUAGCGGACUACUGAUCGAAGGCGAAACAGGCGUGCGCGGCGAGGAAACGCAUGACCUCGACCUUGAAUCAGAUCUGGCCUGCCCCGAGCAGCUCGUCGAAGACGAAGGAAGCUCAGAUUAUUCUGCCUGCAACGAGAGGACGAUGUCGGAGUUAGAAUCGGAACUCUUUGACGGGAUCUGUAAGGGAGACUCUUCAGAAAUCUCCCUCUCUGAUCUCAUCGAGUCUCCGGACGACUUCUCCGAAAGAUCACGAGAUAAUUCCAACCCUUCGGUCGCCUUCUCUCUCCUUCAACAGCUCUGGAAACAAUUCAACCCGUCCAGCUUUCAUUCAGAAACCAAUGCGAAAUUUAAAGUCCUGAACGAAUUGUCAGAUGAGUUUGUCUUUGUCAGAUUUCCUGAUAAAGACAUCGAGGAGAGCUACCAGAUAUUCCGCAGCAGGGAGCGAAAUGAGAUUGCUCUGCACGACUAUUCCGAUGACUACUAUGCUACAACCAAUUUCGGAGAUCUCAUACUUGGGCAGAGGCUCGCGAUGGUGAACUGGAUGCUGGAGCAUUGCCAGGCGAUGGAGCACCAGGACGAGACGCUUUUCUUGGGCGUUAAUCUAAUGGACAGAGUACUGAGUAGAGGAUAUUUUCAGACCGAGAGGCAUCUUCAACUGCUAGGCAUUGCAUGUGUGACUCUUGCUACGAGAAUCGAAGAGAACCAACCAUUCAAUAGCAUAAGGCAGAGAUCUUUCAAGGUUGGGAACAACGUUUACAAGAGGUGUGAAGUAGUUUCCAUGGAGUGGCUCGUACUUGAGGUUCUCAGCUUCCAGUGUUUCCUCCCUACGACCCACAAUUUCUUAUGGUUUUAUAUGAAGGCAGCGAGAGCAAGUACUAAAGUGAAAGGCCUGUGCCGGCAUUUGGCCAUACUGACGCUAUUAGACCACGGAAUUCUCUGCUUCUGGCCUUCAACUGUAGCUGCUGGACUCGUCAUCCUUGCCUGUCUUGCAACCAAUAACGAUUCUUGCUGCGAUGUGGUCCUCGAGACGCACCUGAGGAGCAAAACCGACGACCUUCCGGAAUGCAUACAGGUGAAGUUUGUUCGGGUCAACACUAAAAACUUCCCCAAAAUUACGAGAGAUUAUUCUGUGCGAAAUCCGAACGCAUUCGGAGACGAAUUGGGGCGCACCAUGUCAUCGGAUGCACUAGGCCCCGGUGGCGUGGCGCUUCCCAAUUAG
Messenger RNA from Dendrobium catenatum, 1930 nucleotides. Its product is annotated as cyclin-SDS-like. The transcript is spliced from 6 exons. Gene Ontology annotation, biological process: regulation of cyclin-dependent protein serine/threonine kinase activity; mitotic cell cycle phase transition. Gene Ontology annotation, molecular function: cyclin-dependent protein serine/threonine kinase regulator activity. The record is from RefSeq and is a predicted model, not a curated record. NCBI's taxonomy places the organism in Eukaryota, Viridiplantae, Streptophyta, Magnoliopsida, Asparagales, Orchidaceae. Bases 107 to 1930 code for a protein of 607 amino acids. Gene Ontology annotation, cellular component: cytoplasm; cyclin-dependent protein kinase holoenzyme complex; nucleus.